Messenger RNA from Periconia digitata, 474 nucleotides. The record is from the annotation of a GenBank genome assembly. Lineage: Eukaryota; Fungi; Ascomycota; Dothideomycetes; Pleosporales; Periconiaceae.
GCAGCUGUGAGAUCUCACCGGGGGUAUGCCCAAGGAUGGCUACGGGGCCGGGGACGCUGGCAUUUUUCGUGUGCGGGGAAAUAUGCUUGUUCCAUUGUGCCUAGACCGCAGGCCAAGCAGGUCUUGAUUGAAAUUUCUCUGUCCACGAUAGCCGUUGGAUCUGCGAGGGAGAAAGAUGGGAAGCAUUCCUGUUGUCAGCUAUCUCGAAUUCGGGUUAUGCUGUAUACGGCUCCGAAGCAGAACGUGGACGACGUCGCAACAGACAACCAAUUGACCUUCGCGGUUCCCCCUCCUUUUGGUUGUUCUUUGGGGCCUAGUCAGGGUACUCCGAGUAAGUUGCCAGGCAUGACAUUUUCCCCACACACAACAACAACACCAGCCCGAUCGAUCCCCGGACUCUCGCCGUCCAGGGUUAGACACCCGGCCAUAGCAGCUUCAGGUGUCGCCGAACCGGUGGGCGGGAAGAAGAGAUAG